AUGAUCAUCGUACGUCUCAAGACGAGAAACGAGCCCUUUGUUCCCUACAAGGUAGGCGCAACCUGGUAUGGCUACUCCACGAACGAGCAGCUUUCCGUCGUUGGAUUGGGCGUCCUUGCGCACAGUCUUCGUGCAUCCUCCACUCGAAUCCUGACUCUCAAGCCCUUCAUGGGCUCUGUGAAGCCCCUAUUAGAAGUCGUGAUCCCGCCUGUAUCACUGCUCCUCGCCAAUUCUUCUCAUCUUCAUCCUCGAUCGAUCUUCUACGUGCAUCCUGCGCCCCAUACGCUCUCAUAUGCAGUCGAUUGUACUCCGAGUUGCUGCUUCAUGAGAUCUGGUGCGCUACUCCAACGGACCUCGCCAAUCUCCCUACAGUGCCGCGUUACGGGUAAAGGAGGCAUUCGUACCAAUGUACAGUCCUGGCAUCGCAUAUUCGGCGCGUGUCUGUCCAUAUGCCAUCUUGGGAACAAACUGCUCGCCGCGCUCCAUGAGCGGAAGCCACAGACGCUCACGGAUAAGUUCACCGCCACGAAGUCCGUAACGAUCAUGUUAUGA
Messenger RNA from Peniophora sp. CBMAI 1063, 552 nucleotides. The record is from the annotation of a GenBank genome assembly. Lineage: Eukaryota; Fungi; Basidiomycota; Agaricomycetes; Russulales; Peniophoraceae.